Molecule: messenger RNA, 1956 nt
Organism: Fulvia fulva
Lineage: Eukaryota; Fungi; Ascomycota; Dothideomycetes; Mycosphaerellales; Mycosphaerellaceae
Exons: 2
Coding region: 1-1956 (651 amino acids)
Source: RefSeq, a predicted model, not a curated record
AUGUCCGGGAGCGAAGCAUCUGCCUCCCUUACCCGUCUGCCCAGCCCAACCAAGGUCAAGGCCGAGCACCAUAUCGUGCUUGUUGACCACACCAUCUCACGGACCCCCUCUUACAUCAAUACUGAUGCGGAGAACAGCGACGCCGAAGCUGCUUCCGCAACCCCGCCGAAUGGGAACAGACUAUCGAAGCGCCUGACCAACAACUCCUUGAGGCAGACCGUCCGCCAAGGCUACAACAAGCAGAAGUACUCCAAGUAUGGCCAGGAUCGUUACAAUGUGAAGAGCUCUGCAGAGACGCUGCCGGAGAACGACACGAUCAAUGCGCCGAAAGCAGGCCAGGAGGCAACGGCCGCAGAGAAGAGCUACCUGGAAAGAGCGCAGAACAAGGCCAAAGCAUACUUGAAGCGCAAGAGGACACUCGGUGCAGGUGAUGAGGAUGACACGAUCAUCGAUGUGUUAUACGAGAACCAGCGAGGCAUGUUCCUCUUCGGCAUCCCAAAGUACUCCUCGAACUCCCUGCUUCCCAGCGAUCCACGACCUUGGCAGAACGGCCAGUUCCGAACGAGCGCUGUCGACAUACGCAAUGCUCAAGUACCGGAUCCGAGCUGGGAGUGGGCAUGGAAGAGCUGGUACGUUGACAUGAGCCGGGAUGUGGAUGAAGAGGGCUGGGAAUACAGCUUCGCCUUCGUUGGUCGUGCUGGCGCAACUUUCGCAUGGCAUGGCAACCACCCUUGGUUCCACAGCUUCGUGAGGAGAAGGCGUUGGCUACGUAUGCGCAAGCGGAAGGACUUGAAACAACACACGAAGGAGAAGGGUCACCAGAUGACUGCCGACUACUUCACAAUACACCCAAAGACUGUGCGUCCGGCGUCUCUUAGCGAUAGUUUGGCCGGUGACAGCACCAUGAUGCAGGUAAUUUCGAAGUUGCGGGACCCUGUCCUGGAUAUCAAGAACAUGGAAGUCAGCAGCAUUGGUGAUCUCUUCCUUGCGCUGCGCAAGUCUGGGGUCGACCGAGAGAAGCUUCGCGCCAUACAGAAGUUCAUCGAUGAAGGCGGUGAAGAGCUGUACUAUCUCAGCGAUCGGAUGGAAGACAUCAUGCGCACGCUGGUGUUCCAAUCUUCCCGGAAACAACUUCUGAGCGAUCUGAUCGACCGGCACGGCGAGCUCCACAAAGAGCAAGAGCGACUAGCUUCUCAUGAGCACGAUGAGGAUAAUAACAAGCAAAAGGAGCACGACAGAUCAAAGCGACGCGCUGAGAAUCUGCACAAAGCCGUUGAGGCCGCGGAUGAGCAGGUCCGCAAGCUGGAGUACUGGUCAGAUAUCAAGGGCAUCAGCGAUGCCGAGAGUACGAUCACCAAAGACAAUCACAAUGAGCCAAGCUUCAAGAACAAGCAGCGUGCCAGCGCUGGCUUCAUACCUUCAACUGACCUACCAGAAGGCAGCAAGCAGGAUGGGUCCGAAAGGAGCAAGAAGAGCAGCGUCUGGUUCGAUGCGCACUCAACCAGAACCGGAAGCAAGGAGAACGGCAACGCAGAUUCCGAUGGCGACGAUGAAGAUGAGCUCGAACGCUACACCACAGCAUCAGAGGCUACCGACACCACGAACAGAACGAAGAAGAGCAAAGGCAAAGGCAAGGCGCGCGCCUUGGAUGGCGUCACAGAAGAGCAAGAGGAUGGCGAUGACGCAUUGGAAAUGCUCGUCAGUCCGGCCACUGGAGCACGAGGCAAGCGGCGCAGUGUCCAAAUCGUCGACCCGGUAGCGGAGUCACACAAUGGAUACGAUGACCACGAACGCGACGUGCUGAGUUCCGGCGUUGACACUGACCUUUCUGACGAGGAUGAAGGUACCAAGUCACCCGUGGAUCGCGGUGAAGCCAAGACACGAGACAGCAUCGGCGGUUUCUUGAAGACCAUGAGAACGAAGCCGAAGAACUGGAUCGAUCAGGCAUUUGGGUGA